UCCAACCAGAGUCUAAUUAUCGUCCAACAUUGAAAAACUCCUUUUCUCCAACUUUGAAAACUCAUUUUGCAAAUCAAAUUGAAUAUCUGGGUUUUUACGCCAUUCCUUGCUCACCCCAGUCAACCCUACCUCUACUUCACCAUUCUUUUUCUACUCUUUCUCCACCAUGCCAAAACCAACAGAACAGCCUCCAAACAAUAUCCACACUCUCCGGGCAGAGAGAGACCUAGGAGCCAAUUUGGAGGUAGAUCUUGCAUCGAAGCUCGAAGACUACCUGUUGAAGAUUUACUCGGGCAAAAUUACAGCCGCUACCGCCUCUCUAAAUUUGGCCGAAGGUCUGGGUUCUUUGUGCUUUUAUGGUAACACGUUCUUUGCGUUUCUGUUUUCUUGUUGAUUAAUUGCUGUUUAUUUUGGGAGUGGAGUUGCUUCGCUGCUUCAAGGAUCCAUUCAGGUGUAUAGUAGGAAGGUCCAGUAUUUAUAUAACCUGGUGUUGCAUGCUUUGGAGUCUCUUUCUCAAAAGAGCUUGUCCAUUUAUUGGGAGCCACUAUGCCAACUAUGUAGUACUUUUGUUGAGGAGCAAGCAGAGGGCACAUCAGUUCAGGCUGAGCAAAGUGGUUCCCAUGCAAUUUCUGAUGAAGAAAAUGAUCAAUUGCACACCCAUAAGUUAUGCUUAUUUUGUCAACAAUUUUCACAAGGUUUACUUUUGUGGAUAUAGAUGCCCAGAUCAUUUUAUUAAUAUUUUGAAUUUGGUUUACUUUUACAUCAGCUUGUCCAUUUAUUGGGAGCCACUAUGCCAACUAUGUAGUACUUUUGUUGAGGAGCAAGCAGAGGGCACAUCAGUUCAGGCUGAGCAAAGUGGUUCCCAUGCAGUUUCUGAUGAAGAAAAUGAUCAAUUUUGGUGCCUAGAUGAUGUCCCUGUGGAAGCAAAUAAUUCCUUAGAUGAUUCAACUAGUAAAGAUGCUUCUUUCUAUCGCUUUGUGAAACCACCAGCAAACCUUGUUGUCCUUGAAGGGGAUUGCUUGGAUACCAGUGGUGAUGGUGGAGAAUUAGAAUCAUACCUGGUAUGACUUAUGUUUGCACCUUUUCUUUACAUAUAAAUAAUUAAGAAAGUUUAAUUAGGAGGUGGAAUAAUGUAUAUAAAGACUUAUCUUUCUUGGAAAUUCUUUGGAUGAUGAAACCUAUGAAUAUAAUCUUAUCUUGUCUUUUUGGAAA
Molecule: messenger RNA, 1212 nt
Organism: Manihot esculenta (cassava)
Lineage: Eukaryota; Viridiplantae; Streptophyta; Magnoliopsida; Malpighiales; Euphorbiaceae
Exons: 3
Coding region: 495-1067 (190 amino acids)
Biological process (GO): meiotic chromosome condensation; mitotic sister chromatid separation
Cellular component (GO): condensin complex; nucleus
Molecular function (GO): chromatin binding
Source: RefSeq, a predicted model, not a curated record